Biomphalaria glabrata is the source of this 945-nucleotide messenger RNA. Its product is annotated as intraflagellar transport protein 43 homolog A-like. Gene Ontology annotation, biological process: intraciliary retrograde transport. The record is from RefSeq and is a predicted model, not a curated record. Bases 86 to 724 code for a protein of 212 amino acids. Lineage: Eukaryota; Metazoa; Mollusca; Gastropoda; Planorbidae. Gene Ontology annotation, cellular component: cilium; intraciliary transport particle A. The transcript is spliced from 9 exons.
UAUCUUAUUUGUGUUAAAGCUUAAUCCAUGAUUAAAGUUAUACUUUUUAUUUACAUUUGUUUACCUCGAAUACCAAAGCGUCAAAAUGGAAGCCGAUGGUCUUGGCCUUGGGUUCGGCACUUCACAGAAAAAAAGUGCCAAGUCUGGGAGACGAGCAGCACAAGCUACAAGUAGUCAACCUGCACCUGUACUAGAUGAAGUAGAAUUAUCUUCAGAACCAGCCUCCAAAAAGUCUACAACAGAAGGACGACUAAAUAAAGCAGUUUCAGGCUGGGGAGAAGAAACUCCUGCUCGUAAACCACGAGCUCGGCAAUUAGGGGAAGGAUUUGAAUCACAUGAAGAUGACAGACUAAAUCAGAAAGCAACAGACAAAGAUGAUGAUUCUGAAAGUGAUAUACCAAUAAUACCAGAACUAGAAGAAACAGUUGAAGAGGACUUGUCCGCUAAAGUUGCCUCAGCACCAAAUGUUGCUGUCAAUAGAGUGGCUACCUACAGAGAACUUGACAAUGAUCUCUUAAAACAAGCUGCAUUUCUAACUCUGGACAAUGAUAUUGAUCUGAAAUUAUUAACCAAAGCACUUUCACCUCCUGAGGAUUUGAUAGAGGAUGAUAAACCUUGGGAAUGGGACAGAUUAUUUACAGAAGUUUCAUCAGAGUUAAGAUCAGAAUGGGACAAAACAGAUUCAGAAAAGGAUGAUGAAAAACCCCUUGAUGCUGAACAAUGAUUUUUUCUUUUCCUUCCCAAUGUAAAUACAAAAUAAAUUGGAUAAAUUAGAUAGAACAAUCAGGAACAGAUUUAUGUUCUUAUAUGAUGUUCUGUCAUACAUUCAAUCACAAUUAUUCUCUUUCUAAUGUUUAUUAUUAUAAAGUGUUUAUGAUCAGACAUUUCACCAAAAGGACAGCUUAAAAUAAUUUUUUACUCUAGAAGUAUAAAAAAAACAGACUU